Messenger RNA from Vidua macroura (Pin-tailed whydah), 1021 nucleotides. It is a transcript of the gene OTC, whose product is annotated as ornithine transcarbamylase. The coding region runs from base 6 to 1007 and encodes 333 amino acids. Gene Ontology annotation, biological process: L-citrulline biosynthetic process. Lineage: Eukaryota; Metazoa; Chordata; Aves; Passeriformes; Viduidae. Gene Ontology annotation, cellular component: mitochondrion. Gene Ontology annotation, molecular function: amino acid binding; ornithine carbamoyltransferase activity. The transcript is spliced from 10 exons. The record is from RefSeq and is a predicted model, not a curated record.
CUCAAAUGAAUGUUGAUCUGAAAGGUCGGGACCUCCUUACUCUACAGAACUACACAGCUGAUGAACUGAAGUAUUUGCUGUGGAUGGCAUCAGAUUUGAAACAAAGGAUAAAGCAUGAAGGAGAGAAUUUGCCUUUGAUGCAAGGCAAAUCUUUGGCCAUGAUUUUUGAGAAGAGAAGCACAAGAACAAGAUUAUCUACAGAAACAGGAUUUGCUCUCCUUGGAGGACAUCCUUCCUUCCUUACAACACAAGAUAUACAUCUGGGCACUAAUGAGAGUCUCACAGAUACAGCAAGGGUGCUGUCCAGCAUGACAAAUGCAAUUUUGGCUCGAGUUUAUAACCAUAAUGAUCUGCACCUAAUGGCAAAAGAAGCCACGAUCCCAAUAAUCAAUGGAUUGUCCGAUUUAUACCAUCCUCUUCAGAUUUUAGCUGAUUACCUAACUCUUCAGAUCAUGCAGUGUGUUCCUGAUAUGGAUACUGGGGAGCACUAUGGAGGCCUGAAGGGGCUCACCAUCGCCUGGGUUGGGGAUGGCAACAACGUCCUGCAGUCCUUCAUGACGAGCGCUGCACAGCUGGGAAUGCACCUGAGGAUUGCCACUCCCAGGGGCUUUGAACCAGACCUCAGGAUAACUAAAAUAACUGAACAGAACUUCAAAGAGUAUGGUACCAAGUUGCUUCUCACAACAGACCCUUUGGAAGCUGCAGACGGUGCCAAUGUCUUAGUCACAGACACAUGGAUAAGCAUGGGACAAGAAGAGGAGAAGAAAGAAAGACUAAAAGCCUUUCAAGGUUAUCAGAUUACAAUGCAGACUGCAAAAUCUGCUGCUUCCAACUGGACUUUUUUACACUGUUUACCCAGAAAGCCUGAAGAAGUUGAUGAUGAAGUAUUUUAUUCUCCACAGUCACUGGUUUUCCAGGAGGCUGAAAACAGAAAAUGGACAAUUAUGGCUGUCAUGGUUUCCCUGCUGACAGAUUACUCACCACAGCUACGAAAACCCACAUUUUGAUGCUUGGAUUCCUU